This is a messenger RNA of Dentiscutata heterogama, 255 nucleotides long. The record is from the annotation of a GenBank genome assembly. NCBI's taxonomy places the organism in Eukaryota, Fungi, Glomeromycota, Glomeromycetes, Diversisporales, Gigasporaceae.
AUAAAUGGAUUAGCAGAUAUUGACACACCACCUAGUCAUGCAAUAUUUACAUCUCCACCUAAAACAUCUUCACAAAUACUUUCACAAAUGCAUUUACAAAUGCCUUCACAAAUGCCUUCGCAAAUGCUUUUUUCACAAAUAAGCUCACAAAUACCUUCACAAAUGCCUUUGCAAAUACCCUUACAAAUUCCUUCACAAAUACCUUUACAACUACCUUCACAAAUGCUAUCUAAUUUUUUAAAUUAUUUAUUAUAA